Folsomia candida is the source of this 3894-nucleotide messenger RNA. RefSeq names its product fatty-acid amide hydrolase 1. Gene Ontology annotation, biological process: fatty acid catabolic process. The transcript has 14 exons. Lineage: Eukaryota; Metazoa; Arthropoda; Collembola; Entomobryomorpha; Isotomidae. Bases 1365 to 3548 code for a protein of 727 amino acids. Gene Ontology annotation, molecular function: fatty acid amide hydrolase activity; amidase activity. The record is from RefSeq and is a predicted model, not a curated record.
CAUUGUUUAAGAGAAGGACAAUUUUGCCUAAGAGAUGAAAUGAUAGUUUGGAAAUCAAAAACCGAGUCAGCACUGUGUUCUGAUUUAAACUGAAUCCCUACGUAAUGAUACUUCGAAGUGCUAUGAAGUUCUGUCCUAAAUCGUUUGGUCCUAAUGUUUGAAAAUGAAUUUUUUAUCAAUUUACCCAUUUCUGCAUCGUUAAUGGGUUUAAAAAUGCCUAAGGAGUCUCGUCUAUAAGCGUCAUGUAAUAUAGCUUUCUCAAUUACCCCCCCGGGUACUAUGUGGUUAUUUAGCCAUUCUAAUGUAAGGGAUGUACAUGUUUCCUUGCUAGAUAUAAAAUUUGAAAGUGGUGUACUUAAUGUAGAAAUUGGUUGUGAUGCACGUGGAUUUGUAAAGGGGAUUGACUGUGUGAGUUGAAUAUGUGUGCCUAGAUAAGAUUGAUUUGCUGGCGACGAUGUGUUUGAGUUUAUUUGGGGGCCUAUUUGUGUAUCUAUUUGGGGACAGUUUGCGCAGAACCAGUCACCUUCAGGAAUGGCCUGCAAGAAAAGGCAAGAGGUGUGAUACCAAAUUAAACAUGCAUUACAUAGAAUCCACUCAUCUGUUCCAAUUGAUGAUGGUCCUGGGCAGCCCGAAACCGGGCAGAAAAGGUCCUCGAAAACGGGAUUCAAACCCUCGGUGGUAUGGGGGAGUGGUUAGGAGGAUGUGGGAGGAGGAAGUUUUCUUGGUUUGGUCCUCUUCUUCUGCUUAUUCCUCUUCUUUCUUGGUCCUGGAUGUGGUCGUGGUGAUGAUGAUGACGGCGGCGGCGGGGAUGACGACGAUGACAGCGGCAGCGGGGUUGACGACGAUGAAGAUGACAGCGGCAGCAGCGGGGACGAUGACGAUGACGGCGGCGGCGGGGACGAUGAAGAUGACAGCGGCAGCGGGGUUGACGACGAUGAAGAUGACAGCGGCAGCAGCGGGGACGAUGACGAUGACGGCGGCAGCGGGGACGACGAUGGCUGUGCAAUGAUUUUUCCGGUUUCAAUUCGGUAAAAUACUCCGUUGAAUGGUGAGCUUCUAUCGAGAUCGGACGACUCAACUUUCGCAAUUUGACUCCCACCGACAAAAUCUAACUGGGUGGAUCGGGAUGUUUCAUUAUGAGUCGAAACAGGACUCAAAUUUCACUAUUUUCUUCGUCGUCGCAUUGUCUCCAAGAAACAAGGGGAAACAGGGACUGAUUGAUCUACAGGAAAGUUAAUAAUUACCCACAAACGAAAAGUGUCUGCGUUUCGUCACUCAUUGAAGUAGUGCCUUAUCAAACGGAAUUAAUUGACCACUCGCUAUCCGACAAACUUAAAAUAUUCAGUGUUUCAUAAACUUUAAAAAUGUCCGGAGGACUGAAAAUGUUACACAGUGACAUAUCUCCGAGUAAAGAUAAUCUCAUCUUCUCCUCGCUGGAGGACCUCCAAAUUCCUUCCAUGGACAUGUCCGCCAACAAGAAUCACAACGCUGCUCAGGACUCCAAGGAGAAACUGACGCGAAACAACUCCCUCAAUUUGACCAAGAACAGUGCGAAAAGUGAAAACAAAGUGAAAACGCAUCACCGCACACGCACCUCGGACCACAUCCAAGUCCUUCCCGACCCCGACGCCCUUUAUCAAGCGAGGAGACAGCAUCAACACAAUUUGAUCCUCGUCCAGCAGCAGCAACAGCAGCAGAAAUCCAUCCUGAUUCGAAACGGCAGCAGUGGCGGGAUGGAGGGAGGCGGUGUUGGGAAGGGGGACGACCAUAAAAAUGAUUAUGACACGAUUGAAGAGGUCGAAAGCCAAUCUGAGCUGGGAUCUUCGGAGGGUGGUCGUCGUUACGCGGAUGACAAUGGACCACGCGUCGUCACGGUGGAUGAAGAAGUUGGAUCUUCGUGCUGUUGGGGAUUCAGGGAGAAACGCAGAUUAGAGCAGCUCCAACGGAAGAAAAAUAGUGAAAGGGUGGCCGAAUUUGAGAGGUUGCAAAAUUUGUACAAAUUGGAAGGAGACAGCAAGCGAAUUCUUAACUUGGGAUGGGAAGAACUUGUCCAGGCCUUGCAAAAAAGGGAACUUUCUGCAACUGCGGUUCUCGAAGCGUACGUUGCGAAGACGCUGGAAGCCACGUCCAAAUUUAAUAAUGUGACCGAGUUUAUUCCACAAGCUUUCGUCUGGGCGAAAGAGUUGGACAGUCUUCCCGAAGUUAAAGGUCCUCUCCAUGGGAUACCCUUCGCUGUGAAGGAUGACACAAACGUGGAGGGACAUGACACGACAUUGGGCUACGUGAAACGCUUAUAUCGCCCAGCUAAAGAAAGUGCUGUGUUGGUGAAAAGCCUGGUCGAUUUGGGGGCUUUGCCGUACUGUAAAACAAACGUACCUCAGACAUUAUUCACGUAUGGAAGUGACAAUCCUGUCUUUGGUGCCACAACAAAUUGCAUCAAUCCUAAAUUGAGUCCCGGUGGGUCGAGUAGUGGUACCGGAUCUCUUGUAGGGAGUCAUGGGUGUCCGUUCGGAACAGGCAGUGAUAUCGGUGGCAGCUUGAGAAUUCCUGCACAUUUCAAUGGAGUCGCUUCUAUCAAGCCAACAGUCGGAAGGCUAAGUAGCAAGGGAGUUGUUUCAUCUUUGCCAAACCUCAUGGGAUUAACUGCUGUUCCUGGAAUUAUCGGUCAAACCCCCACCAUCGUGUCCACCGUGUUUAAAGGAAUUUGCGAAAAUUUCAAGCAGCACAAGUACGACUCACGCAUUCCACCAAUUCCAUGGGAUAAUGCGUUGUUUCAAUCAAAGGAAAAGUUGCGAAUCGGUUAUCUCUCCUCCUUGCCAUACUUCCCGGCCAUGGGUGACACUGAAGAAGUCGUUCUUCGUGCAAAAUCCACCCUUGAGUCACUUGGCCAUACUCUGGUCCCCUUCGAAAUGCCGGACCCAUACAAAUACAUGAAUAUUCUGGCCAGAUUUUUACUCGCUGAUCAAAACCAACACUUUAACAAGUCCUUGAAGGGAGAAAAAAUCGCGCAAUCAGUCCAACUCGCCUAUUACUCUUCAUGGGUCCCGACCAGCAUACAACGCGUCCUGAGAAGCCUCAUGACUUCGAAACUUUUCCCCUUCAUGUACUCGAAACGAACCGCGGCCAUGUUUGGAGCUGGAGCUGUGAGUUCCAAAGAGUUGUGGGACAAUCAGGGCGAAAAGAAGAAAGUUAUCGAAGAAAUGCAUGCCGAAUGGGAGAGACUCGAACUUGACGCGGUCUUGUGUCCCCUCUUCCCUUUCGCAGCCCCACUAAUCAAUUAUCCCGGCCUUCUCCCAAUGGCCGUAUGCUACGCCAUGAUUUGGAAUUUGGUGGAUUACCCUGCUGGCGUCGUACCCUUUGGUCGUGAAAGUGGAAAGAAUUAUGAAAAUUUUGACGAUGAGGGUGACGUAGCGCUUAAAAUGGCUCACAAGGCUAUCCAAGAGUCGAUAGGAGCCCCAAUCGGCGUCCAAUGUGUCGCACUGCCAUACAAGGAAGAAAUUGUUUUAAGACUACUGACAGAGUUGGAACAGUUUUCUUACAAACACUGACGAUUAUUGUGAAACAGAGGCCUAUAUUAUGUGAUAGAAAAUUUAAACUUUUUUGAACUUUGUCUUUAUACAACUAUAUCUGUAUGUAGUUUCAGCUAAUGUAAUGGACAACUACACAGUUAUCUGUAAAUCUUUCAUCAUAUCGGAUUUGUAAAACUUUUAUGCAAGCAGUGUACUGCUAAAAACUAGGAAAGGAAUAGUUAGUGUCAUAAACUGUACAUAUUUAAUACAUACGAUACGUAAGCGAUAUGUCUAAAAAUGUAGUUUGUAACGUAUGACGCAUAAUAUACAUAUGCAACUGGUGCAUAAUAUCGAAUCGAAAUAAAAAUGUUUAUGGUAAACAUGA